AUGUUUUAUAGAUGGGCAAUUUUGAUAGCUUUAUCUAUAUAUUUUUGGUUAACACUUUUUUGGAUUUUAAAUAGUAAUGAUAAAUAUAUAUCAUCAUUAGUAAAUAUUAAUUGUUCUAAGAAUAAUAGUAUGACGGAAAAUAUAAAACUUGAAGGAAAAGAAUAUAUUCAUUUCCCGCAGCGCAUGUCAAAUACUCCAACAAUAAAGAUUUGGAGUGAUAAAAAAAGAAAAAUGCGUGAAAAACAACUUUUAAAUUUUAUAAGAAAUAGAAGUCUUAAAAAUAAUGACUUAAAAAGAGUUAAUAAUAAUAAAAGCAAAACUAUAAUCUUAAAUGAUUUUAAAAAUGAUAUAUUACUUAAAAAUAGUUAUAAGGUAAUAGAAAAUGAUACCAUUAUAAAUAAUAUAAAAUCGGAUGUAUCUAAUGCAAUAAUGUUAUCAAAAUUACCAUAUAAAUUGAUGGAUAGGUCAUUUGAAAAUGAUAAGAAAACAUUGGAAGAUUUUAAAUAUAGUCAUAUAUAUGAAAAUAUUUGCCGUUGGCCAAUAUUGUCUGCAAAUUCACUUGAUUUAAAAGAUUACGUCAACCAUCGUCGACAAUAUAGAUGUAAUCAUGAUAAUAAAUAUGAAAAAUUAGUUACUCAAUCUUCAGAUGGUUUAAUAUUUAUUUCAAAACCUAAAAAUUCAUUAAUAUUUGGUGAAAUUGAAUGUUAUCUACAAAAAUUAGAUGGUGCUUUGAGGCCAAAUAUUAGAAAAUGGAAAUUUGAUGGUGAUAAAAUAAAGCUCCCUAUUGAGUCUCAUAUUAAAAUAGAUAUGGACCAAUUUGUUAUAACAUGUAUAGAAAUUAAUAGUAAAGAUAAAAAAAUCAUUUUUGAAGAACCAUUUACAUCAUUAUCUAAUAUAGAAAAAAAAAAUGAAGAAAGUAUUCCAGCUAGUGAAGAUUCACCAAGUAUAACAAUUUUAGCUAUAGAUAGUAUCUCACGUAAUCAGUUUUUUCGUCAUAUGUAUAAAAGUUUAAAUUUUAUGUCAGAAAACAAUUUUCAUAUAUUAAAUGGAUAUACAAAAAUAGGUGACAAUUCAGCUGUUAAUAUGAUGGCAACAUUCUCUGGAUUAACAUAUGAUGUUGAAGCUAGAUGGAUGGAAAAUAUUGUAUCAAAAAAUAUAUCAUUAGGAAGGAUAGGUUUAAGUGAUAAAUUAAAAAAAAAUAAAAAACGUUUUAUUUGGAAUAAAAUGGAAGAAAAAAAAUGUAUAACACAGUAUAAUGAUGAAAUAUCAAAUUCUGGAUAUGGAAUAUUUAGUUAUAAUCCAUUUCAGGGUUUUGAUGAACCACCUGCAAAUUAUUAUUUUAGAGCAUAUUAUGAAUAUUUAUAUCAAAAUACAUUUGGUGAAGAAUGUUUACAUGGUAAUCAUUUACUUAAACAAUUCAUAGAUAUUUGGGAACGUUUUUCAACAACAUUUUCUAAUAAAUGCCAUUUUUCAUUUAAUUUUAUUACAAAAUUUACACACGAUGAUAGUAAUGCAUUAGAAUUAUUUGAUGAUCCUCUUUAUGUAGCAUUACAAAGAUUUAAAAUUAAAGGAGUAUUAAAUAAUACAGUUAUUAUUAUAAUGGGUGAUCAUGGUCAAAGAGUAGCAAAUAUCCAAAAAACAUAUUACGGUAGAGUUGAAGAAAGAAUGCCAUUAUUAGCAAUAUAUUUACCAGAACCUUUUAAAAAUAAAUAUAAAAAGGCAGAAGAAAAUAUACGUUAUAACAAGAAUCGUUUAACAUCAAAUUUUGAUAUAUAUGAAACAUUACUUGAUAUGGUAAAUAUAACACGAUUAAAUGAUAUGAAUGAGCAAGAAUUUUCAAAAGACAGAGGUUUAUCUUUAUUUAGAAAUAAAAUUUCACCAAAUCGUACAUGUUAUGAAGCAAAGAUACCAGAAAACUUUUGUGUAUGUCAACAAAAUAUUACAAAUAACAUAAUAAAGAAUGAUUUAGGAUCAUUUAAUAAUGAUACAUUAGUUAAAAAAAUAAAAAAUACAUUAACAAAAUAUUUGAGGGAAAAAUUAAUAUUAGAUAAAAGUUGUAUACAAUCUUUUAAAUAUAAUAUAUCAACACCAUUAACAUAUCUAACAAUUUCUCCGAUUGUUAGAUUUGGAGCACGUUAUCCUAAGAAAUGGAAAGAAUACCUAGUAAAUAACACAGAGCAAAGUAUUGUUAGAGAAAUUCAAGAGAUAUCAUUUGACAUUAUAUUAUUAUUAACAAAUAGAAUGUUAUUAAAAACAUAUUUAAUUCUUCAAGUAACCAUGGAAUAUCAACAACAUUACUCAUACAUUAGAGUUAGUAGUAAUCCUAUGUUAAAAUCUUUUUGUAAUGGUCAUCAAUCAUCUAGUAAAAUAAUAUAUAUUACUGAAAUAUGUAAACUUUGCUUUAAAAACAAUAAAUAA
Molecule: messenger RNA, 2418 nt
Organism: Strongyloides ratti
Lineage: Eukaryota; Metazoa; Nematoda; Chromadorea; Rhabditida; Strongyloididae
Product: Protein of unknown function DUF229 family and Alkaline phosphatase-like, alpha/beta/alpha domain and Alkaline-phosphatase-like, core domain-containing protein
Exons: 4
Coding region: 1-2418 (805 amino acids)
Source: RefSeq, a predicted model, not a curated record